UCAGAUUAAUGUGUUUGGAAAAAUCAGAUACAAGAUCAAUUCAGGAAUUUCAUAGCUAAAUAAAUACAACAGAUGCAACUAAAUAUGCUGAUAAUAGCUCAACCUGGGUACUAAUGAUUAAUGAGUUGCUCUGCUCAUUGAUUAAAUCAACUGGUUAGACAUUUUAUAAUUAAAAGACAACUGUGCUGGUAUGCACUAUCUAAAAACUACUUAAAAGAUAAUUUUAUUAAAAUCGAAAGCUUCCAAUGACCGCUGCAUGCAACAGUUAUUGCAGGCCACUUCGAGGAGAGAAACCUUCAGAGGACGAGCUUGAUAAAUAAGCGUCCCACACCAGCCAGCUGGAAUGGCUGCCAUCACACAGACCAUCUCGUUACUCCCAGGAAUUGAACUUUCUCCCCUGGAAGCCAACAGAUGCAGGAACAAUUUUGCCGUCCAAGUUCCCAUGUGUAAAGUUUUUCGAACCGUUCUAGAAUGGGAAUGCAGCGACAGACAGCUUGGGCAAACAUAUGCAGACUACUUUGAACAAAAGAAGCAGCAAUAUGAAGACCGCCAUACUGCCCUGGCGGCACAGAAGUGCAAUAAAUUCAAACUCCCAAAGAUUGGACUACCCCUAAAUACAAUGAAAAAGCUACAGGAAGAACCAUCAAAAUAUGACGUAACUCUAAUGUGUUCUUUUUUGUGCGAGAUAUUCAAAUCAAAAGUAUCAUACACACUCAUUGGCCAUGAGAGAAGUCUCAGUCAACUAGAGUGCCUUCUUAAAACAGCUAAGAACAUGAGGAAUGACGUCAUGCAUGAAGUCGCUGACGAUUCAGUCAGCCCUCUGAAAUUUGAUGAAAUCGUCAAAGCCAUGCAUGAUGUGAUAGACGAAGCUGGCAACGUGUACUGCAUCCCUGCUGAUGAAGUCACAAGUUUCAAAACCCAGAUAGAUGGCAUGUGGGAUGAAGUGCGCACUGACAAAGAAAAAGCUAAGGCUUAUUGUUGCUCAUUUCUUCAAAAUUUUGGAAACGAAGAAGCCAAAGUCAUGUGGGAGGCGAUGUUGUCUGAAGAUACUCUUCUCUUCGGCGAAGAUAAAGUUGAACGCUCUAAAGUUUUCCAUUCCCUGGAACUGACGAUACAGAAACCUGGUCUACAAGCAGGCAGGAUCUCAUACAAAGAACUACUCUCUGACACUGACAAGAGAUUCAUUUUAGUCAGUGGUGUGUCUGGAUCUGGUAAAUCUACUCUGCUGAAGAACUUGGUGAUACAGUUCCAUGGCAUAUCGGAUGCAGAUGUAGAGAUGAUAAAUUUGAAGACUUUCAAUUUGAUACUUAUAUAUGAGUGUAGAAACAGGUCCAUUGAAGAAUUCAGCGUAGUAGUACAACAGAAUUUUGAGAAUGUUUGUCUGAAACUCGGCACAGAAACUGUUGUACAGACAAUCAUCCAUUCAAACCCUAUAAUUCUUGUUGAUGGCUAUGAUGAAUGCCAUAAAGAUGCGUUUAAAGUUGUGGAUCAGUUGGUGGAUAAAAUGAAAAACCAUGAAUGCCGGGUGAUCAUAACUACCAGGCCAAGCCAUUUUGAAGAGCUAAAGAACCAUUUGAAACAAAAACUCUUGGUGUUUCAGGACUAUGAGAUUUCUGAAAUUUCUGACAUAGAAGAUCAAAAGACAUUUCUGGAAAAGUAUGAAAAGCAUGCCAAUCGGCAUGCUCAUGAAGUUGUGAAGACCUUCAGCUCCCUUGAACGGAAUAUCCAAGAACUUUUUGUCCAUCCCAUUUAUCUGGUACUCUUCUGCCAAUUGGUCUGGAAUUUUCCUGAAAGAAUUUAUAAUUGGACAUCCCAUGCUGAGGUAGCUCAUGACAUUUAUCGUCUGUACAAGAAAAUGGUCGAUUCGAAACUGGCUUCCUACUCCAUUGUCGACAAAGACGGUCUGGUCAACGACUUAUUCCGGGAUGUUGCCAAGUUCUCCUUUCAGACCAUUGCUGAAAACCAAUUGGUUUUCUCAGAAGACCAAGUUGGUGAGUUGAAGAGUAGUUUUAGGAAAACACUCGGGGAGUAUGGAGCCCGCGGCGAACUUGAUCCCAAAGCUCUUGUGGGGGUCGUCCUGAAAAUGAAGAGGCAUCUGAAUGAUUUUGAUUCCUGUACGUACUUCUUUCAUCACAAAAGCAUUCAAGAACUGUUUGCCUCUAAGACUGUCAUUAAGGAACUCCGUAAGAAUAACUGCUUGUCAUCUGACUUGCAUGGCGUAUCGCGUGUGAGUCAAAAUUUGCAGGGUGUGCUGGCAUACGUUCUAAUUGAGCUGAGUGCUGUUGAGAACUCAAAUGUCUUCAAACGUCACUGGCGUCGCCUGAAGGACGCUGCAAAAGCGGUAGGAGCUGACAAGAAGUUCUGGCAGCAAGUCCUGCUCAGCAGCCCCCACUCCCAGCCAGUGGCCAAAGAGACUGCCAGAGCCUACAUGGCCCACAACAAGGACUGGAACAUUGGUUCAGGUCGCGAUGCUGACACAGUUGCGCUGCUGCUGCUCCACCAGCAGCCUGCAACGCUCUGCGUCAGCCUCCUAGAGGCCCCAGCGCCCGAGUCUUGGCGCCAGGUUGCUCAAACAUUCAAAAGGGUUUUGGAGCUGCGACUGUUGAGUGAAGGCAACGACACACAACCAUGUGACCACAUGCUGGUAGCCUUGAGCUCUUCAAGCUGCUCGUUGUCAAUAUUUAUUGGCCGCGUUAAGAACGCAAGCAGUAUUCGAUCUCUGGCCAGAAUUGCAUCAUCCGAAACUGAGCUCACCAUUUACACGGAUCCACACGUGGACUUGAAGCCGUUGCAAGACAAACACCUAGAGCUCUGGGUGAUUGUGGAACCCACAUCUGAAGGAGACUUCGUUGCUCUGCCAUCGUCUGUCCACUUAUGUCUGCGGGUGAAGCCUGUCGCCCGAGACCAGCAAGAGAGUUUGACUCGCACCAUACUUGGCCUGGCUCCUGCAGACAACAGGUUUCAGAGGCUGGAGGUGCGCGACUGUGAUUUGACUGAAGCGCAGUUGCUGGAGACGCUGGGGGAGCUGCAACGCGAGGGCCUUAGGACGCUCUUCCGGGACAGGAAAAUUCAUGCGGGGCCUAGCAGAGUGCUGACAAUUCGAGAGAAGAAUUUUGCGCUAAUUCUCACUGAUGAGCCGCCGCUGCCACCUCAGGCAGGAACCUGCAGGCCUGUCGCCGCAACGCGUCUCAAGUCACCCGCCAGUCUCCCCGUUGCCCCCGCCGUCGGUGGAGAGAACCUCUGUCCGCUGGCCUCGUCAUGCGGGGACCUGGACGCCGUGUACAGGAGUCUGUACGCCCUGAACGUUGUGCUGCCGCUCGCGUUGCGCUUUGUCUUUGAGAAAGAAUUCGCAGGCAAACGUCCACAAGACACGUACGCGGAGCAUUUGUUAUUGAAUUGCCAACCUGUCUAUCGCCCAUGGUUGGUUUCCAGAAUCGAAAAAUCUCUUGCGAGCGAGGAUUUUACCAAACGUGAAUUUGAGGAAAUUGAUUUACGUCCAUUCGACUCCUAUCAUCUAAUACAGCUCAUAUAUGAGCUUCUGGAUACGAUGUCAAAUCGAAUCUUUAAUGAAUUUAAUGGAGAGAGAAAUUAUAGGAACAUGAUCGCCAUUUUGGCGAAUGUUCAGAGAGCCAGAGUUGAUGUGUACUCGAGCCUGCUUGAUGCAUCUAAACUUGUCAUGUGCCCAGAAGGCGUCAUUAACUUUGUCUUUGAGUUGAUCAGCGAGGCCGCUAACCUGUACCAAGUGUCAGAAGCUGAAACGGAGCAGGUAAAAGAAGCUUGUCAUUCACUCAGUGAUAUGUACAAGUCUGCUGUUCGCAUCGAUGAUGACGCUUUUGCAGCUUUUCGCGUUCUGCGUGAGAAUAGAGAGAGAAUGACCGGCCUAGCUUCCAAAAUUAAAUUCGAUGGUAGAGAUAUCUGGUUGCACAAAUUCCCCCCAGUAAUUUGUACCGAACAAUUUUUGUGUUCGAAUGUAGGGCGUCUCUAUCCAAGUGAACAUGAUUUCAAUCAAAACAGACACUGGGAGAUCAUUUAUGGUGAAUAUAAAGGAGUUUUCAUCUACUACAAAUGCCGGGAUAGGGAAACCAAAAGUUUUCGUUACUACAUCGAACAAAACUUCCCUGAGGCUUGCAACAAAAUUGGAGCUGACAACGUUGAAUACGUUUUAACGAAACUACUACCUCUGAUCCUCGUCGAUGGCUAUGACGAAGCCAACGCAAUGUCCUGCGUUGUAGUGGAAGAAAUUAUCAACAAAUUCUCCAAAUUUCCAAGCGAGCUUGUUACGACAACCCGGCCGGACGCUGCCUUUUCAAAAAGAAAACUCUUAAGAAAGGCCAGAAAUUCAGAAACGCAUAUUCUACCUUUCAGGUUGAAAUAUCUUGAGAAGACACUACUCUGGUCAAACCCAGAUAAUCGCUAUGUUCUUCGCCCGAAUACCUUCGUAACCUUUCCCGUGCAAUCUGGCCCAAUCGAAUUUAGCAUAGCUGAAUAGGCUCGCCUCUCUCACCGUAAAGGUAUGUUAGGCGUACAUCGGCCACCUGUUGAAAUAGGCCGCUAACUAAUGAGUUUAAUUUGGAAGUCACUUGUCCAUUGGGCCAAUGUACCAAAUGAUAACCGGCAUGAGCUGCUAAUUGUCAGGCUGUUCGCGUGAUCAGGCUCUGAUCACGCGAACCAUGACUAUCUCCGGCUUAAGAACGGCGUCGUAACUUUUCUAUGUUUUACUUAUAAAUGAAGAGGUCAUACAGACCAAAUAGUGAAACUUUCUGCAUGUAGCACUAAUACGCCCUUCUGCUUUUUAAAACUAGUUCAGAUUGGCUCAAUAAAAGGCAAGGAGUGCAUCGUUAUUUGGACAAAAUCUCUUAUUUUUUUUUUGAGUGUAUACAAUGAAACAAUAUGAGAUUUGACUUUAGUAAUUGUUGAGUAAUUUUAAUUUACCAUUUAGCGUAUUCAUUAUGUAUUGUGUGUAAGGCUUAACAGGCAACGAAAGGGUUUUAGAUAUAAAAUGUGGUGCAAAUUGGGAUUACUAGUAAUCGCAUUUAUUAUUUUAAAUAUUUUAAUAAAUGCCACCACUAUGGUGUAGUUGAUAAGUGCCUUUAUAUACGAUAAUGCAGACAAGAAAUAUGUCCUUAAACUCUACUGUAGAAGAGAACUUUUUAUUAACUAUAAUUCGGUUCUAAACCGAGAUGUUCAAUAUAUUGUUACCAAUGCAGGCUAUUUACAACAAUGUGGGGAAAACCGUUAUUUUUUAUAGCAUGAUUUUCAAGAGAUUCUUGAUAUAGUGUACUGUAAUAUAGAUUUUAAAUCUUUACAUUUGUCAAUGUUAGUACUUCUGCUUCUAAAUAAUAGAGGAGGCUUAAUUUACCAUAAAUCAGUAUUUUGCUUAUCCAUAAUGCAUUUGAAAGCAGCCAAUAUUUAUAUGGUUAACAGCUGCUUUAAUUCACUACAUUCAAAAUGUGGGUGAGAAUUUGCAUCAUUUUUUAUAAUUCGGUUUAUAACUGUCUCUAUAUUUAAUGCCCUUAAGAAUGGCCUCGAUAUAUUUGUAUGUAGUAUGUUGAACAUAUUAUAAUUUAUUAGUAAAUAAAAUAAAACUUCACUAUUCUUAUGUAGUUCUGAACAGCCUUAAUUUAAUGGAAAGC
This is a messenger RNA of Hyalella azteca, 5633 nucleotides long. RefSeq lists its product as uncharacterized. The transcript is spliced from 9 exons. The coding region runs from base 344 to 4489 and encodes 1381 amino acids. The record is from RefSeq and is a predicted model, not a curated record. NCBI's taxonomy places the organism in Eukaryota, Metazoa, Arthropoda, Malacostraca, Amphipoda, Hyalellidae.